GGAAAUAUUUCCGUAAUGAAGCUCUUAUUGCGCCGUGACAGUUCUCCAGCAUAUAGCUCAGAUUCAAACGGUUUAUCUCCUGUACAUAUUGCUGCUAAGAUGGGCUACGGUCAAUUCAUCUACGAGCUCUGUAGAUUUUGCCCAGAUUGUGACGAAUUGCUUGACAGUAGAGGAAGAAAUUUCCUUCAUACUGCUAUUGAGCAUAAGAAAUGGAAAGUUGGCUGGCGUUUCUCUGGUACUGCAGAUCUUGGAAGGAUGGCAAAUGUCAUGGAUUCAGAAGGCAGCACACCUCUGCAUCUUGCAAUCAAGAAUGCAGACCAGAUGAUAGUGAGCCUUCUUAUGGCAACAAAUAGUGUGCUGCCGAAUAUAGUGAACAACCAGGGCCUCACCGCCUUAGAUCUUGCUGUACUGGCAACUGACAAAGGCAUAAGUUAUACACUGAAUCCUCAGGUCAUCAUACUCCGCUGUUUGGCAUGGACUGGAGCUGUCCUUAGUCCUCGUCGCCUUGAUCAUUUCAUCGAUGAUUUUGGCAUUGGCAAAACUUCAGGAAACGAGCUCAAGAAAUUCACCAACAUUGCACAGAAAAAGCACGGAAUUGUAUUUAUUUUUUAAUUAGGCUGAAGGAAAUUAUAACAAACAAAUGCAUCGAAACAUGAUUAUUUAAACAAAGUUUCUUAAAUAUGCUUGUUGAGUGUUGACACUGUUUUUAUUAGAUUCAUAUGCUAACUUUGGUACGAUUCUUCUCACUGUUGAGUCCAUUUAUAAUUGUACCUCAGUCCCCAGGUUCAUGUGGUUUAUUUGCAUGCUGAUUUUCAAAACAUCGAGUUGGCUUGAUAUUUGCACCUUUUUUUCCUCUAACAUUGUUUGUGUCAUCUUAAUAGAAAUGGAUUAUUAACUUUAAUCAGCAGUUGCCUUAUUAUGCUUCAAUCUUAUUUGUUCAAUUUCACUUAUGGUCCUGCUUCACCUGCAGAUCGUGGAAAGUUUAUGAAGUUUUGUUGGGGUUCUGGAUGCAUAAGAUAGUGGUGUAUGUGAUUUGCCCAUAGUUUCUGCAGCCUCAUUGUUUCCAUUUGGGAUCAAUAAAGCUUCAUGCUCAUGGAUAGGGCUGAUACAUCAGGUUUUGUCAGUGGUGGUAUACAUUACAUGAACAUCCAUGUGUAUUUUCAUUUUGUGUAUACUAUGUGCUUCCUCAGUGGUGAAGUUGUAAAGCUGGA
Molecule: messenger RNA, 1211 nt
Organism: Zea mays
Lineage: Eukaryota; Viridiplantae; Streptophyta; Magnoliopsida; Poales; Poaceae
Product: protein ACCELERATED CELL DEATH 6
Exons: 2
Coding region: 16-612 (198 amino acids)
Cellular component (GO): plasma membrane
Molecular function (GO): protein binding
Source: RefSeq, a predicted model, not a curated record